AGCGUAGUCCGAUCUGAGGAAGGAUAUUAACACACACACAUACAUACAUAUACACACACACACACCCACAACACACACACAUACACUAUAUACAUAUACACACACACACACACCACCACCACACACACCGUCGGAGCAUGUUUUCCAGGAGCGUGGACGUGUGUGUGACCCUGUGUCUGUGGAUUACUGUGAUAACGACCCCGGGGAGCGUGUGCGCGAGGAAGCAGGACGACUCCUUCUUCACGGCCAGUGUUUACCGAGCGAGAUGCGCCUCCAGAUGCCUCAGCCUGCACAUCACUCGCAUCUCCGCGUUCUUCAAGCACUCCCAGAAUAAUGGAUCCUUGGUUUGGUGCCAGAAUCACAAGCAGUGCUCAAAGUGCCUGGAGCCCUGCAAGGAAUCCUGGGACCUGAAGGAAAAUCAGUGCCAGGAUUUAUGCGAGCCCCUCUUUCCCAAGAAGCACUACGAGUGUCUGACGAGCUGUGAGUUCCUGAAGUCGGUGGAAGGAGUCAAGCAGGGCGACUGCCCCGCCCCGGAGAAGGCCAGCGGAUUUGCAGCGGCCUGCGUGGAGAGCUGCGAGGAGGACGGAGAGUGUUCGUCUGUCAAAAAGUGUUGCUCCAAUGGCUGCGGACACACCUGCCAGCUGCCCAAAAAUCUCUACAAAGGAGUCCCCCUGAAGCCCAGGAAGGAACUGGUGUUUUUGGAGCAGCAGUCGGGUCAGCUGGAGAUCCGAUGGUCCUCCAAGUUCAACAUCUCGGUGGAGCCUGUCCUCUAUGUGGUGCAGCGCCGCUGGAACUACGGCAUCCAUCCCAGUGAAGAUGACGCCACAGAAUGGCUAACUGUGGCACAAACUGCAGAGGAACGCGUCCAACUGGCUGACAUCAGAGCCAGCAGAUGGUACCAGUUCAGAGUGGCUGCAGUCAAUGUCCACGGGACCCGCGGCUUCACCGCCCCAAGCAAACACUUCCGCUCUUCCAGAGAUCCAUCUGCCCCUCCCCGCCCUGCCAGCGUGCGUGUCACCAACAUGACGCUCAACAGCGAUGACGGCCUGGUGACAGUUCGCCUCAACUGGACCCUACCCGAGGAGCCCGACAUCCCCAUCCAUCAUUACAAAGUCUUCUGGAGCUGGACCGUACCCAGCAAGUCAAUGGUGCCAUCCAAGAAAAAGAGGAGAAAGACCACCAACGGGGCCCAGAGCUGGGUGGAUCUGGAGGGGCUGCAGGCAAACGGCAGUUACACCGUGGAGCUGCAGGCCAUCACCUACUGGGGACAGGUGCGUCUGAAGAGUCCCAAGGCUUCUCUCCACUUUACUACUGCCCAGAAUAAUGACUCAGUCAAAUCAGCGCUUAAGCCAAAGAAGGAGGAGAUAUCUCCCGUCGGUCCGAUGCUGGCCAAACGUCCCUCUGGCCCGCUGGAGAUAGGCACGCCUUUCUACCAGGACGGCCAGCUGCAGGUCCGCGUCUACUGGAAGAAUCGUGGAGACCCGACGGUGAGCCGCUACCAUGUCCAGUGGGUGCCCGAGUACUGCAACCACAAUGAGACCCGAGGACCGGAAAAAUCUGUCACACAGGAGAACUACAUCAACCUCCCGGGCCUGCUGUUCUCCUGCAAGUACAAAGUCACCGUUCACAUGCUCAAGUCCAAGAGACGCUCCAAGGACGAGAGCACCACCUUCCUCACCCCAUCCUGUGCUACCAUCCGCAGCAAAACCCACAAACACAUCCCCUGCCCAGGGGAAGGAGCUCCAGGGCUUCCUAAGGUGUUGGCCAAGCCAGAGAAUCUGACUGCUUCCUUCUCCAUCAACGAGGGGAACAUCACCGGCAACUUCCUGUGGCGUGUGUCCAGGGUCGCCCCCCACCUGCGAAUCACUGGCUUCCAGGUCACCUGGGCCGAGGUCACCACCGAGAGCAGACAAAAUAGGCUGCCCAACAGCAUCAUCUCUCAGUCCAAAUCCUUCCCCCAUAAAAGAGAAUAUCUGUCCCCUGGCACAGAGGGGGUUGUUUUGUCCAACGAAAGAAAGCCGAGAGCCGAGUCCAGCACCUUCGCGAGCACAUCGCCGCUGCCCAGUGAAACGCUUGUUCGGAUUCAGACGGCUGGGGCCGAGGGGGCCGGGGCCGAGGGGGCGGGGGCCGAGGAGGCGGGGGCCGAGGAGGCCGGGGGCCGAGGAGACUGGACGCCCCGCGGCACGCAAUCGCCUUUCAGAGCAGCCUUGGACGCACGCUUUCAUAACAGAGAGCGAUGUGAAAUCCCCGCUCUGCAGCAGCAGCAGCAGCAGCAGCCCUUUCAAGCUGACGGCGAUGGCGAGAGCACAUGA
Messenger RNA from Lampris incognitus (smalleye Pacific opah), 2312 nucleotides. RefSeq names its product anosmin-1 (gene anos1). Gene Ontology annotation, cellular component: cell surface; extracellular region. Lineage: Eukaryota; Metazoa; Chordata; Actinopteri; Lampriformes; Lampridae. Gene Ontology annotation, biological process: neuron differentiation. Gene Ontology annotation, molecular function: peptidase inhibitor activity; protein binding. The record is from RefSeq and is a predicted model, not a curated record.